Molecule: messenger RNA, 2346 nt
Organism: Anthostomella pinea
Lineage: Eukaryota; Fungi; Ascomycota; Sordariomycetes; Xylariales; Xylariaceae
Source: the annotation of a GenBank genome assembly
AUGGCCGGCGCAAAGAAGAACUUCAAGGCCACGAAGAAGUUCGAGUCGAAGCAUCUGAAGGGCGUCCUCGACCAGCGGAAAGAGAACGCCAAGGUGAAACAGAGGCAACAGCUCAAGGCGAAGAAGCAAGGCCGAAGAUCAAAAGAUGCCGAGUUCUACAAAGGUGCCGAAGAUGGCGAUGCGGCACCCAAGCCCAAGCCAUCCAAGACCGCCAACGUCAAUGACAUGAGUGUGGACGACUUCUUCGGUGGUGGGUUCGAGAUCAUCGAGAAGGCCGAACCAGCCAAGAAGGCAUCGAAGAAGCUGGGCAAGCGCAAACGCGAUGAACCCGAACAGGAAGAUGGGGUUCUGUCCGAUGACGCGAGCGAACUCAAAAUCUCCGACAACGAACAGCCCGUCGCUAGCGAUAGCGAAGAGUCUGGCAAUGAGGACGACGACGACAUUGGUAUGAGCAAAGGUGCCAUGGAUGCGCUCGCCAAGGACGACCCCGAAUUCUACAAGUUCUUGAAGGAAAACGACCCCGAAGCGUUGGAAUUUGACGAUGCCGACUUGGCCGAGGUGGACGAGCUCAGCGAAGGCGAAGAAGAGGAGCGGGAACAGGAACAGCCAAAGAAGAAGCGAAAGAAGGAGAAGAAGCAAGCCAAAGCAGACGAAUCGGACGAGGAAGCCGGACUAGAUAACGAACUCACCCCAGCAAUGGUCGCGCGCUGGAAAGCAGCAAUGUCAGAAAAGUACUCUUUGAGAGCCGCGAGACAAGUCGUGCUGGCGUUCCGAUCUGCGGCACACUUGAAUCACGACGAUGUCGAAGAAGACACGAAGCAGCGAUACACCAUUUCGAGCCCCGAAGUGUUCCACGAUAUAUUGGUUGUUGCGCUCAAGCAAAUACCCGAAGUCUUACAACACCACGUUCCCAUCAAAGAGUCGACAUUUGGCAAGGUCCAAGUGCCAACAGAUUCCAAGAAGUUCAAGCCUUUGUCUACCCUACUGCGUUCCUACAUAUCUGCGAUACUGCACUUGCUUGGCACGUUGUCGGAUGAUGCCACCCUCAAAUUGACUCUUUCGGCUAUAACGCCCGUUGUACCAUACCUCCUGAGCUUUCGGAAACUGCUAAAGAACCUCAUCAAGACUGUGGUGAGCUUCUGGUCACAGUCCACUAGCAGCGACUCGACCCGGAUCACCGCUUUCCUUGCUCUCCGCAGACUAGUUGUUGUUGGCGAUAAGGGCAUCAAAGAAGCUGUGCUGAAGGCGACCUACCAAGGCCUGAUUGCGGGUGCUCGGGUCACGAAUGUCAACACUGUACAGGGUAUCAAUCUGAUGAAGAACUCGGCUGCGGAGCUCUGGGGGCUAGACCAGAAUACUGGCUAUACCACUGCGUUCAGCUUCAUCCGACAACUUGCCAUCCAUCUUCGCAACAGCAUCGUCCACAACCAGAACGAGUCGUACAAGAAGAUCUACAACUGGCAGUACAUCCACUCACUCGACUUUUGGUCAUGCGUGUUGUCGGAACACUGCAACCCUCUCAAGGAGGCCGAGUCUGGGAAGGAGUCUCAACUCAGGCUGCUCAUCUACCCCCUUGUACAAGUUACGCUUGGAGCAAUGCGGCUUAUUCCGACCGCGACUUACUUCCCUCUACGCUUCCACAUGAUCCGAUCGCUUCUUCGUAUCUCCCGAUCAACAGGAACUUACAUCCCGCUAGCUUCUGCUUUGCUAGAGGUCCUGAACUCGGCUGAGAUGAGGAAAUCACCGAAGAAUACCACUCUCAAGCCGCUCGAUUUUCACAUUGCUUACAAAGCGCCAAAGUCGUACCUGCGAACGCGAAUUUAUCAGGAUGGUGUCGGAGAUCAAGUGGUGGAGCUGUUCUGUGAAUACUUUGUCUUAUGGUCAACGAACAUUGCGUUUCCCGAAUUCGCGUUGCCAGUCAUAAUCAUGCUCAAGCGAUGGCUCAAGCAGUCGAGGAAGGGAAGAGCCGGCAAUAACAAUGGCAAGCUCCGUGCGGGUCUCGUUCUGCUUGUUCAGAAGCUCGAGGCGAACGCGAAGUUUGUCGAGGGCAAGCGGGCAAAGGUAGACUUCGCGCCCAAAAACCGAGCACAGGUUGAUGCCUUCCUGAAAGACUUCGAGUGGGAGAAGACCCCGGUUGGAGCAUAUGUAGUCGCCCAGAGGAAAGCUGGUGCCGAGAAGGCCAAGAUGCUGGAAGAGGCAAGGAAUGAAGACGAGCAAAAGCGAAAGCAGGAGGAAGCUGAAGCUCUGGAGGAGAACGCCGCCGCUGAGAUGACGGACGAUGAUGAGGAUAUGGAGGAACUUGACGAGGCAGAGGAGGAAGAAUCGUCGUCGGAAGAUGACGAAUAG